Molecule: messenger RNA, 1257 nt
Organism: Aspergillus ruber CBS 135680
Lineage: Eukaryota; Fungi; Ascomycota; Eurotiomycetes; Eurotiales; Aspergillaceae
Product: NADH:flavin oxidoreductase/NADH oxidase
Exons: 3
Coding region: 1-1257 (418 amino acids)
Cellular component (GO): intracellular anatomical structure
Molecular function (GO): NADP binding; NADPH dehydrogenase activity; FMN binding
Source: RefSeq, a predicted model, not a curated record
AUGCCGUUCCCAGACAUCGAAAACAAAGCCGCCUCGGGCAUUUCCUAUUACACACCCGCUCAAAUCCCCCCGGCAGGCUCCGCAGCAAUCCCCCAGUCCGAUGGCUCUGGUCCCCCGAAACUGUUCCAGCCUCUAUCGCUAAGGGGUGUUACCUUCCACAAUCGCAUCGGACUUUCCCCGCUUUGUCAAUACUCCGGUGAUGAUGGACAUAUGACCGAUUGGCACAUGGCUCACCUGGGUGGUAUUGCCCAGCGCGGUCCCGGUUUCCUUAUGGUCGAGGCCACCGCCGUUCAACCUGAAGGCCGUAUCACUCCCCAGGACCUUGGUCUCUGGAAAGACUCCCAGAUCGAGCCUCUUCGGCGCAUCAUUGAAUUUGUGCAUAGUCAGAACCAAAUAAUCGGUGUGCAGAUUGCGCACGCCGGCCGUAAAGCCAGCACUGUUGCCCCUUGGCUCUCAUUCAACGAUGCCGCAUCGGAGAAAGUUGGCGGCUGGCCCGACAAUGUCAAGGGUCCUGGCAGCGAGCCUUUCACGGACAACUGCCCGAUCCCUCAACAAAUGACCAAGGAGGACAUUGAAGCCUUCAAGGCCGCGUGGGUUGCCGCCGUCAAGCGUGCUGUGCGCGCUGGCGCAGACUUUGUCGAGAUUCACAACGCCCACGGUUACCUACUCAUGUCCUUCCUUUCGCCCUCCGUGAAUAAGCGUACCGACGAGUACGGAGGCAGCUUCGAAAACCGUAUUCGUCUGACCUUGGAAAUCGCCAAACUCACCCGCGAAUCCGUCCCAGAGGACAUGCCCGUCUUCCUGCGCGUCUCCGCCACUGACUGGCUCGAGGAAUCCCGCCCUAACGACCCCAGCUGGCGCGUCGAGGAUACCGUUAAGCUCGCGGAGGCCCUCGCGGACAGCGGCGACAUUGACCUGAUAGACGUUAGCUCCGGUGGUGUUCACAAGGACCAGCACAUUCACGCCGCUCCUGCCUUCCAAGCCCCGUUCGCGAUUGCUGUAAAGAAGGCUGUUGGCAACAAGGUUUCCGUUGGGUCUGUGGGUAUGAUUAACUCCGCGCAGCUAGCUAACUCAUUGCUCGAGACGGACGGACUGGACUUUGUCCUUAUUGGGCGUGCCUUUCAGAAGAAUCCCGGGUUGGCUUGGGCUUGGGCGGAGGAAUUGGAUGUCGAGAUCUCCAUGUCGAACCAGAUCCGGUGGGGAUUUGGUACUCGUGGGGGUGGUCCGUUCCUGAAGUCGAAGAAGAGUCAGCAGUAG